AUGUUUUACAACUCCCCUUCCCCUAUAUGGGAGAGGAAGUGGAGAUACCGGCACCGGCGACGACACACACGCGAGCAGGGAUUUCGUAGAGGCGAAGAACAGGCGUCGACAAUGCCGACGACAAUGCGGUGGGAACGGGGGGGGGCUUGACGCCAGUACCUAAAAUGCAAUGAAAAUGCCCUACGGAUGCAUGUUCCGGACCAGUUGUAUACCGGAUAUCGGCUCGACGGCAUGGGUUUCAUUUCACUAGCAUACGGUGUAUUGAUGGUGGCUUGCGUACCAGUGCCGCGCACCACGGCGUCCUCGAUGGAACGAAGCUACUUUGAGAACCACUAUGUUGACCCACCACCGGCUCCACCGAAACAUACGGAGGAUGGUCGGAACGCUUUGCGGCUGGAGUACUACAAAUGGCCGAACGGUGUUGUGCCCUACAUAAUCAGCGAGGGGUUCAGCACCCAGGAACAGGCAGCUAUUUUGGAGGCGAUGAACGUGCUGCAGCAGCAGACCUGUGUUUAUUUUAUCCCCAAAACGGCGGAACAACGUGAACACAUACGGUUCUUACGUUCUCAGUGGGGCUGUGGAUCAGCGAUCGGGUUCCGACGAGGACAAUCGGAACCACUCGAUGUCGCACUCGACGACUUCUGCCUGGAACUUUCGGGUGCAAUUCAACAUGAGCUGCUACAUGUGCUGGGUCUGUUCCACGAACAUACCCGCCCAGAUCGAGACGAGUACGUGGAAGUGUUCUGGGAUAACAUAGAACCAGAAUUCCAACAGAACUUUGUCAAGGGUUCCUGGGAUUAUAUGGAGACGUUCGGUUUACCGUACGAUUACGGUAGCUUGAUGCAUUACCCGAGCUUUGCCUUCGCCAAAGCGGGCACCUCUGUAACCAUGGUAUCCCGUUGGAACAGCAGCUAUCCGUUGGGGCAAACGGAUGGGGCAAGUUUUUAUGAUAUACAGAAAGUGCGAUACAUGUACCCGUGUCCCUGA
Anopheles aquasalis is the source of this 987-nucleotide messenger RNA. Its product is annotated as low choriolytic enzyme. Gene Ontology annotation, biological process: proteolysis. Gene Ontology annotation, molecular function: metalloendopeptidase activity; zinc ion binding. Lineage: Eukaryota; Metazoa; Arthropoda; Insecta; Diptera; Culicidae. The record is from RefSeq and is a predicted model, not a curated record.